CCUCACCUCCCUCCUCUUCAUCAUCUCCAGGGCUUUGAAGCCUUCCUGUGUCCCUUUCUGCUGUCGUGUUCCCUGGACAGGAGGAGAGACCCCAACAGCGCGCCUUGAGAUGCCCUCACACGUCAGACCAGGGUCCUUUGCGUGGCUGGGCGCUCUGUGUCUGGUGCUACGGACGCCGACGGACACGGUGCGUGCGGCGCCUAUCUGCGACAACGGCCAGGCGAGCUGCCAGGUCCUCUCACUGGCUGACCUCUUCGAUCGGGUCAUCCAGCACUCGUCCAGGAUGCACGGCAUGUCCAACGACCUGCACUCCCAGUUCGAACAGUACUUCCUACCCAGUAGGAAUCACAUCAGCAACAGGGUCAACAGAAACUGCCACACCUCCGGGAUCCUGACUCCCAAUGGCAAGGAGAAUGCACAGAGACUUGCUGGAGAGGAGCUGACGGAGGUGAUCCUGAAGCUGCUGUGGGCCUGGAGGGACCCUCUGUGGCACUUCCACCAGAGCAUGGCCCACCACGACGACUUCAACAGCUUCAGCUCCAACAAGGCCCUGGUGAUGGGCGAUCUGGUACACGAGCUACGCACCGGCGUGGAGAAAGUAGCCGAGAAGAUGCAGAACCUGGGCAUUAUCAGCAACUUGGUCAACGGUCUGAGGUCCCCUGAACAGCUGCUGCCCUCGCCCGUCAGACCCCAGUGGAGCCUUAUGAAUGACUAUGACCUCCUCUUCUGCCUUCGCCGAGACUCCAACAAGGUUCAGAGCUACCUCAAGAUCCUCAAAUGCCGCAUAGUUCCGGAGAAUGACUGCUGAAGGCCAAAAAGUCCAAAAAAAGAGACUGUGCACAGCCAACCCCCCCCCUUGCCAACCACUUGAAUGGUGAUGGAUGAGUGACCAUACCAGAACCAACACUGGUUUAGCGGACAUGGUUUUCUAUUUGCACUUUCAGAGGCUCAUUGAGACUCUUGUUGAUUCACUUGAAAAUAUGUAUACUGCUUAUUCCUUCUUGUGAAGCUUGGAGUAAACACGGGACCAUUCUAUGUAGAUUUGGUUAAUGCUACUGCUACGGUUUAUGUUGUGUGUGCACAAACGUGGGUUUCACAAACGUUUGUGAACACACUACACAAACAGAAUCAGGGGAAUCAAAUUUGACUAGAGCUUGCUGAAGGCUUUGUGAAAAGGGUGGCUAUCUUAGAACGAAUAUGAAUUAAUGACAAUAAUAAUGUGAUGCAUCUGAUGGAACAGAGAAGAAAUAAAAGCAAUGUUUUUUAGAAGUCUAUAGAAAUCGUUUAAUAAUAAUGCACUUUCCCUGAGAUUCUACAUGAGAUUCUUGCAUAAGAAUUGAAGAAUCAGCAUUCAUGU
This is a messenger RNA of Gadus morhua (Atlantic cod), 1357 nucleotides long. It is a transcript of the gene prl2, whose product is annotated as prolactin 2. The transcript has 5 exons. Gene Ontology annotation, molecular function: hormone activity. The record is from RefSeq and is a predicted model, not a curated record. Gene Ontology annotation, cellular component: extracellular region. The coding region runs from base 110 to 808 and encodes 232 amino acids. NCBI's taxonomy places the organism in Eukaryota, Metazoa, Chordata, Actinopteri, Gadiformes, Gadidae. Gene Ontology annotation, biological process: response to nutrient levels; positive regulation of receptor signaling pathway via JAK-STAT.